GAGAUUCCGCUCGCCCUCUGCAGCUCGCCGCUUCCCAACCGCCCGCAUCCGUUCCCCGCCAGGCAGUGGUGGGGAUGGCGAGCUGCGGAGCCGGGGUGGUGACGAGCGCAGCGGCUCCGUCUUUGGGCGACGAGACCUGAGGGACGGGCUGGCUGGGUGCAUAAGGACACCAGAACCCGCAGCCCCGGCAGAGCGAGCGCUAUGGAGCCCAACGUGCCGAAGCGGAAGGAGCUGGCCAAGUCCCUCCGCAUCAAAGUCAUCUCCAUGGGCAACGCCGAAGUGGGGAAAAGCUGCAUUAUAAAGCGCUACUGUGAGAAGAGAUUUGUGUCUAAAUACCUGGCAACCAUCGGGAUUGACUAUGGAGUCACAAAGGUCCAAGUCAGAGACAGAGAAAUCAAAGUUAACAUCUUUGACAUGGCUGGACAUCCCUUCUUCUUUGAGGUCCGAAAUGAGUUUUACAAGGACACACAAGGUGUGAUACUGGUCUAUGAUGUUGGGCAGAAGGACUCAUUUGAUGCCCUUGAUUCAUGGCUGGAGGAAAUGAAGCAGGAGCUUGGGCCUCAGGGGAACAUGGACAAUAUUGUCUUUGUUGUAUGUGCCAACAAGAUUGACUGUUCCAAACACCGCUGCAUCGAUGAAAGUGAGGGGCGUCUCUGGGCUGAAAGCAAAGGGUUCCUGUAUUUUGAAACAUCAGCUCAAACUGGAGAGGGAAUCAAUGAGAUGUUCCAGACCUUUUACAUGUCCAUAGUUGACUUGUGUGAAAAUGGCGGGAAGCGUCCUACCACAAACAGCAGUGCUAGUUUCACCAAAGAACAAGCAGACACCAUUCGCAGAAUCCGGAAUAGUAAGGACAGCUGGGAGAAGCUGGGAGUCAGACCCGGGGCCUCAAGAGAGGAAGUCAAUAAGGCCUACCGGAAGCUGGCUGUGCUGCUUCACCCAGACAAGUGCGUAGCUCCUGGCAGUGAAGAUGCCUUCAAAGCAGUUGUGAAUGCCCGGACAGCCCUCCUGAAAAACAUCAAGUAGAGGCAGAGGAAACUACAGGCGAGCUCAAGUGUGAACAGACUCCCCUUGAGGUGAAACCAACAUGGAGUUUUCCUUCACAAAUGCUCACUGUUCUGUUCCCUUGUGUGUAAGUUAAUAGUAUGGGUACCUGUUACCGUGUUGUGGCCAUUUCUCAGUGAGAUGACCGCCUUUGUGUGAGAGAUAGCCCCACAUCUCUUAUGCACUUCAUUUCUUAUUGCCAGAUAACAGUGUUUGUCAUUGUAUCAUCACUUACACAUUCACCUGUGAAAGUCCAUGGCUGUGACUCAUCUGAGCUUUCUCCCACCAGCCCACCAUCCAUCCAUCUGCCCACCAUCAAAGAAGGGAAUGACAACAGGAAAGAGAAUGACGGGAACCAGCAGUCAGCACCCAGCCCCUGGGAGCCUUGCAUCCAUCCCCCCCAAGCAGCUUCUUGGUUAGUACUUUUACCAUCAGCCUAUAGUUAGUAGCCAGGAAUGGUGACUUGUGCCUGCAAUCCCAGCACUCAGGAGGAUGAGGCAGGAGGAUUGUGUGUUUGAGGCCAGUCUGGAUUGGAUUACUUGGCAAGACUUUCAAAGAAAAACAAGCACCUUGUAGAAGAAUGUGAUGUGAGCUGACACUGUUCUGUCUACCUGCCCUUCUCGGAUACUGACUCCGUCCUUUCUCCAGCCACCAGGGGGAGACAAGCCAGUGCUAAGAGAGGGAGGCAGUGGAGAACCUGAAGCUCAUCCUGGAUCCCAGGUCUUUGCUCUGCCCUAGAAAUACUUGCUAGUAGCAAGCAGCAAGGAUGCUGUGUCCCUGGGAAUGAGGGGCCAGAAACCAGAACAGAAGCUCUUGGAGGGCGCAUUGUAGAUUACUCGGGAGUGUGCACGCAGUCACACCAUACAGACGUAAAGGCCAGCUUGGGCCGUUCCUGAGCUCAGGCAUGUUGGGCACUAGGAGGGGCCCUGCCUAAGACUUGGCCCUGUGAGAGAGGCAGGCGGGUCCUCUUCCACAGCCGGUCUCUUUCCUCUGCACCCGUGUUAAUCUGCUUCUCCUCCCGCCCCACUCUUGUUACAUCCCGUGUCUGCCAUUGCUUUGCUUCUUGAAUCUCUACCAUUGCUCUGGUCUCAGCUGACUUGAAUAAGUAGGAUCCAUUUGGGGCGCAGUGGGAUAUCUUGGGCCUGUGUGGGGGCAGAAUCCCUUCAGUUUCUGCUUAGACUCCAAAUUUCUGAAUAGUAUUUUUAAACUACAAGUAUGAAAACUCAUUCCGCAUAGCGAAGCCUUCCUGUGCUGUUGUCCCUGCCUGGUCACAGGAGCGGACGAAGCUGGUGGAGCUCAUGGAGCACUGGGACUCAUGACAGCCCUAGGAGAGCAGGCUCGCUGCUUGGCUCCCGUCAUCCCUCCGAGCUGUGGUCCUCCUAUUUGAGGUGCAGCCACCUGUGCCACCUGGAACUUGAAGGAUGACUUUUAAAUACCUAUCCCAUAAUGGUUGUCAGAUAACGUCUCUCUAACCUAAGACGACAAGCUCUUGUCUUACCGUCUAAACCUUUGCAGUCUUCUGGGUUGUCCAUCUGUAGAGUAGCCUCCCUUUGCAUGGCUGUGCUCGAUCUCUGAGCUUUAAAAUGUUGUUUUAAUGAACUCAGAUCUGUAUACAAAAGAUAAGGAGAUCUGGUAUAUGGCUUUAUGGCUUUUCUGGCCCUUGAAUGAUUCUGAGAUGAUUGAACUCUACUUCAAAGUUCUUGUGGGCCUCAUUUCUGCCUGAGGCUUCCCUCAUGCCUAACAUCUGAUUAUCUACUGCUCUUAGAACGGAAAGUAGGAGUCAUGAGGAUAAGGGAUUGUGCGUGGUGCUGUCAGCCCGAGUGUAGGGCCCAGUCUUCACCUCAUUCAACAACAUGGGCAGAUGAACAGUUACAGCAGGAUACUUUAGUCUUCCUAUCCGAAUAGGAUCCCUCAGGUGACUUGCUGAAAUGUAGUCUGGGCUUGAUUCUUAGAUCUUGAGACUCUGUUUCUGAUAUCUUAGUUACUAACAUCUAGGUUGGCUGAGUAGUAUUUAUGUAUUUAUUUAUAGUAAUGAAAUGAAAAAGUGAAGCCUCAGGGUCCCAGAAGUUUUCUGAUUUCUAUAGUCCAUCAGCAGAGCACUAAGAAACAACAAAGCACGCCUCAGAAUGAAAAGUAGUUUGAAUCCUGGCUUCGUGAUCCAUACAGACUUCUGCAUUCAUUUAAAUUCUUGGUGCAGGUGUGUGCUUUGUCCUUUGACAUUUUGAAAACUAUUUGCACAGUAAGAUCUCAGAGCAUCAGCAAGAGUCGCAACUCAGUCAUUUCAGUGGCUGAAAUUUUUUUAAAAGAACCCUGUUUACCCAAAAAAAUGAGAUAAAAUAUUUCAACAAUUGUUAUUAAAAAAAAAAAAAAAAAAAAAAGGCUGUGCCCUUCUCCAUCUGAGUCACCAACCAGUGUCACAUCUUCACCUUGUUGGAAGUCCCUGGAGGCAUUUCAGAGUUAGUCUUCCAGCCUUUGAAAGCACUUUAGAGCAUCCUCCCCAUGGCGUCUGUGUUCUCCUCCUGUGCCUCCUUGGGAACUGCUGGUCUUCACUCUCAGUAUCUUACUUAAGCACUGCCACUUUAUUUCUCCAUUUAAAUGUGUCUGAGGCUUUACCAGCCUGUUAACUUACGAGUCCAGAUGUUGAGGAUAAAAUUGCUGUCCUUCUAUACACUGUACACCAUUCUUUAAGGCUUAUAUUUACCUCAGGAAACUUACUCUAGUAUCUUCUCACUGAUUGAAAUCUCAAGUGAUAAAUACUUCUUCAUACCUAAUUCUGUCUUAGUUCAUUGAGCCAUAGGUCAGGCAGCUAGAUGGUCAGUGAGCCGUAGGUCGGGUAGCUAAAUGGCUGAAAGCUCAUCAGAGUAGAACAAGGACCUCCCUCCAGCACUGAGUCAGGGAUCGUGGCAGGAGGACAGAGGGAUUGCCAUCUGAAGCUAGGAAGCAAGGAGGCUGGCAUGUUGCCUCUGGCGAUGACAGUGCUCCCUUCCAGGUCAGCUCAUAGGUUCUGGAAGGGUAAGUCUCUCAUGCAGCCGUCCAUGGAGCUAAGUCCCCAGUGUUUUUAUAAAACUUUCAAAGAUGAAUUUAGUUGCAAAAUUGAGCUAAACAAUUUCCACUGCGGGCUUUUCAAGCCAAGAGCUGUUCAUCCUUCUCAUCCUGGGGCUGAGCACAGUUUUAGGCAUAGUUACUGCCCCUUGGACAUCGACUGCUCCAUUACCUCUCCCUGGGGAGGAUGAAGGGGUUUACUUGUGGUUUGGCCAGGCAGUGGGUCUGAGUCUUAACACACAGUUCAGUGCUGGGCCCUUGGAAAAAGGACUGUCACUGACGACUUGGACAGUUUGGGUUAGCUCCCUGCGCUGAUCGCUUCCUGCACAUUCUUUCCCUGACUGUGAAUGCUCUUACAAGGUAACUUACAUAUUUGCUUUCUGUUGAAAUAACUGAAAGUGUUAAAUCUACCAGUUGUUUAUGUCUUGUAUACAGAGUGUCAUACGUAUUUAAGUUGUGUAUUUUUAUAGAGUAAAGUCAAAUAGCAAACA
This is a messenger RNA of Arvicanthis niloticus (Nile rat), 4574 nucleotides long. Its product is annotated as dnaJ homolog subfamily C member 27. NCBI's taxonomy places the organism in Eukaryota, Metazoa, Chordata, Mammalia, Rodentia, Muridae. The record is from RefSeq and is a predicted model, not a curated record. Gene Ontology annotation, molecular function: GTP binding; GTPase activity. Gene Ontology annotation, biological process: phagosome-lysosome fusion. Gene Ontology annotation, cellular component: lysosome; phagocytic vesicle; late endosome.